AUGGAACAAAGGAAAAGUCAAGAUGACAGUGAAUUAAAGGAGCUAAAUCCUUCUACACCCACCAGUUUGGUAGAUAAGAAAGAAAUUCAACUUAAUGAAGGUUUUGGGAUCGAGAGGAGAAAAAUAAAACAAGCCAAGAAGUUCCUCAAAGUUGGAUGAAUGUUUUUCAAACUGAAAUCAUUUAUACUAUUACUAGAAGGCGGUUUAUUGUUAAUUAUCUUACUUCAGCUUAUGCUUGGGUUCCUUGCAGAUACUGUUAUUACAGCUGUAGUAAUUUCAGCCACUCUGGUGCUUGGGAUUCUCCAAAUAAUCACUAUUCUCAUCGUUUGAAAAUAAAAACAGUUUCUCCUUUCAGCUAGUGAAGGCUAACAAGAACCUUGAAGAGCAAGACUUUGAUGAUGUCAGAGAUGAAACUUCAGAAAAGCCUUUGGAAAACCAAGAAUACAGCAACCCUGAGGAAGGAGAUGGGCUCAGGAAAUUAGACUAUCUUCGCAAAAAGAGAUUGUUGCUGGUCCUCAGAAAUGAGAAAGAAGAACCAAACCCUGAAUAUGUUGAGAAAAGGUUUUCUAAUAAUUCAGAAAUUUUUAAUGAUGGCAACGAAUUGUUUCUCCAGAAAUUAAUCAGUCAUUCUGAGGGCUCAGCUAAAUCAAGUGAGGAGCAAGGAAAUACAAUGGAAAGAGUCUUUGAAAGUCUCAAAACAGUUAGAGAUCGAAGGAUCCGAGAUACGCUUGAAUCUCCUGAUUUUCGUACUAUUUCUUCGAAACAAUCAUUUCAAGAGAUGUCCUUCGCUGGCUCAAGAGGUUCUGGUUCGAUGAAUUUCCGAAAGAGGAAAAUUGGCAAGUCUGACAAAAAUCUAUUCCAGAGGAGAUCGGAUAUGUUCUCAUUCAGUAAUGAAAAUAUUGGUUCGAUAAAAUCGUUCCUUUCCUCGAGGAAGAGCACUAGCUCUGCAGGAGAAGAUCUCGCUAAAAGCAAACUACUUACAAGAGACUCGAGGAAGAAAAAAACACCUGAUUUCAUUGCAUCUAAAACUAGGAGGAGGAACAGCCCACGAAUGAGCAGAGGUGGAAAGAGAAGAAUGGGACAGUUCUACAAGACAUCUUACUUCAAAAUGCAGUUAAAAUAAAAUCGCUGAAAUGCCUGAGGAUGAUAAUGAAGAAAGUGAGGAAGAUAAAUCAGCGACAGAGAAUAAAUCAAAUUCAUUUACAGUAUCCAAUGAUGCUAGCAUUGCAAAUGAUGCUAAUAAAUCCAAUGAUGCAAGCAAAUCUAACGAUGCAAGUAAAUCUAAUGAAGCUAGCAAAUCUCUUGAAAAUACAAGGUCUAAUGAAGGAGCUACAAAAUCUAAUGAUAAUCAAGAACGAUCAAGGGAGGAAGUGAAAUUACAGACAAAUAGUAAGGAGGAUUCUUGCUCAAGUUCUUCAAUCCCCUCAAGUGUUACCCAGAGCAAGGUAUCUACUAUAUAUUCUCCAAUUGAAGCAUUUCAAGAAGCAGAGAAUACGAAGAGAGUUAGUAAUAUAUCGAUAGAAUCUUUGAAGAACUAUCAUCAGCGAAAGAGUGAUGCAAUUACUCUAUACUCUCAACAUAACGAUAGCGUUGCUAUUGCUAACAUGGGAGGCGGGAGUCAGAUGUCACUUAACCAUGAUGUCUGGAAACAAGACACUAACAGAGUGCAUCCUAAUAUUUUCAGAAACGGAGCUCCCUCCCGAAAUUCAGCUUCAAGUGAAGCUUACACAUUUAUGUCAGCUCCUAAGUUCGGUGGGCCAAAGUCAAACAGUGAGAAAGGAUCUGUUGCCCAUUCAUUUAGGUCUCCUAACUUCCAGGUUGAUAAAAGACAUCAGGAAUUUAUAGAGUCUUCUAAGCAGAGCUCCAUGCGAGAAUCUGAAGGUGAUCAAGAAAGCUUCCAUUUUUAAAAAUACAAGUAGGUUUUAAGACAAUGUAUUAUAAGUAUUCAAUUU
Molecule: messenger RNA, 1952 nt
Organism: Moneuplotes crassus
Lineage: Eukaryota; Ciliophora; Spirotrichea; Euplotida; Euplotidae
Source: the annotation of a GenBank genome assembly